Molecule: messenger RNA, 327 nt
Organism: Coniophora puteana RWD-64-598 SS2
Lineage: Eukaryota; Fungi; Basidiomycota; Agaricomycetes; Boletales; Coniophoraceae
Exons: 3
Coding region: 1-327 (108 amino acids)
Source: RefSeq, a predicted model, not a curated record
AUGCUACGCAUGGUUAGAACAUUUGCAGGUUCGGCUGGCGAUGAAGACGAGGCGCCCAUCCAAGGUCCUAAUACAUCUUCGGAUUACGUGCUUCGCGCCGUGUUCAUCAGGUUUGCGGCUGCAGCAGAGGGAAAGGUGGAGUCGUUCCUCCGAGAGUCUUUGAGCUCUUGCAAGACUGGGUUUAAGAUGACGUCGUUAUCCUGCCCCGAGUCGAUGUGCGCUGGCACCAACGGAAAACCAAAGGUGUUGAAGAGCCGCAGAAAUCUGAAGACUCUCGUUAAGUCUAAGCAGUACGCCGUCCCCGCUUUUCACACCCCCAUCGACUAA